AUGGACCCCCUGGAGCCAAUGGGGAGGGAGAACGACACCUCAGUGACCAAAUUCAUCCUCCUUGGUCUCUCCAGCAACCCAGCAGAGCAGCUCAUCCUCUUUGGGGUCUUCACAGCCAUCUACCUGGUGGCCCUGAUGGGCAACAUGCUCAUCUUACUGCUGGUCAGCCUGGACUCCAGGCUCCACACACCUAUGUACUUCUUUCUGGUCAACCUCUCGAUGGUGGACAUCGGCUACACCAGCUCCACCGUGCCCAAGAUGCUGGCCAAUUACCUGUCGCAGGACAAGUCCAUCUCAUGGGCCGGUUGCCUCUCCCAGAUGUUCUUCUUCAUCUCCUUUGGGGGGAUCGAGUGCCUGCUACUGGGGGUCAUGGCCUACGACCGCUACGUGGCCAUCUGUCACCCGCUGCACUACGCUGCGUUCAUGAGCCGGCGGGUGUGCGCCCUGCUGGCUGCAGCCGCCUGGGCCAUGGGCUUGACCAACUCGGCCGUGCACUCAUCCCUGAUGUCCAUCCUCUCCUUCUGCCGGAGCAACAUCCUCCACCACUUCUUCUGCGACAUUCCCCCACUCUUCCAGCUCUCCUGCUCUGACACCCAGACCAAUCAGGCUGUCACUUUUGCCUUGGGGGGUGCCGUGAUCCUGGGCUCCUUCCUGGGGACUCUGGUGUCCUAUGUGUACAUUGUGAUGGCCGUUCUCAGGAUCCGCACGAGGGAAGGGCGCCUCAAGGCCUUCUCCACCUGCGCCUCCCACCUGACUGUGGUCAGCCUCUACUUUGGCACCAUUAUUUUCACCUACAUCCGCCCCAACUCCACCUACUCACAAGACCAGGAUCGGGCACUGCCCGUGCUCUAUGGCAUUGUCACCCCCAUGCUCAACCCCAUCAUCUACAGCCUGAGGAACAAGGAUGUGAAAGGGGCGCUCCGAAAAGCCCUGGCUAGGAGCUAG
Molecule: messenger RNA, 945 nt
Organism: Chelonia mydas (Green sea turtle)
Lineage: Eukaryota; Metazoa; Chordata; Testudines; Cheloniidae
Product: olfactory receptor 1019
Exons: 1
Coding region: 1-945 (314 amino acids)
Biological process (GO): G protein-coupled receptor signaling pathway
Cellular component (GO): membrane
Molecular function (GO): G protein-coupled receptor activity; olfactory receptor activity
Source: RefSeq, a predicted model, not a curated record